AAGCCAGAAACCUCGAACCCAGACCCCUGCAAGUUCACAGCAGCAACUUCGUAGGCCAGCCACAGCCCGCGAAUUCGCCCGCUUUCCGUUUUCCCUCACAGCGGGCUCCCGCAUCGCGCCGGGUUCCUCGCGACAGUGUCGGUGCCCCGCGGCGGAGCGAUGAAGGCGCCGAAGCGGGGGGCGAAGGCGCCGCGCGCAGGUGGCGGACGAGGCGAGUCGGACGGGCCGCAGAUGGCGCCCACCGUGAUUUCCGACAGCCGCUUCGCCGCGCUCCACUCCGACCCGCGCUUCGCGCGCGUGCCGCUGAAGGAGACGCGGGUGGCCGUGGACCCGCGGUUCGCGGGCAUGUUCCACGAGCGGCACUUCGGCGAGCAGGGCGGCGUGGACAAGCGCGGCCGGCGGACGCACGCCGAGCGAGGGGCGGACCUCAAGCGGUACUACCGUGUGGAGGAGGAGGGGGAGGAGGAGGAGGGGGAGGAGGAGAAGGAGCAGGGAGAGGAGGGAGAGGAAGAAGAGGAGGGGGAUUCGGAGGAAGAGGAGGAGGAGACGGAUGAGGAGGAGGCGGGUGAGGAGGAGGCGGGUGAGGAGGAGGGGGAAGAGAAGGGAGAAAAAGUGCAGAAGAGGGCGAGGAAAAAAGUGGAGACGAGAUUUGGAAAGAAGUUGGAAGAGGAGGAGGGAGAAGAGGAGGAGGGAGAAGAAGAGGAGGGAGAAGAAGAGGAGGGAGAAGAGGAGGAGGGAGAAGAGGAGGAGGAAGAAGUGGAUGGGAGUGAUGAAGAAGAGGAAAGGGAGGACUCACAAGACUCCUCCUCCUCCUCCUCCUCCUCCUCCUCCUCCUCCUCCUCCUCAAGCUCUGACAGUGAGAGUGAAGAUGACGUGGAGUCAGGCCAACAGGAGGAGCGGGUGGAGGAGGUGGAGGAGGCGACGCGGCGCGUGGCGGUGGUGAACAUGGACUGGGACAACCUCAGGGCGGUGGACAUCCUGGUGGUGCUGCGCUCCUUCGUGCCGCCUGGGGGGCGCAUCACAGCGGUGACGGUGUACCCCUCCGACUUCGGGCAGCAGCAGAUGCAGGCGGAGCUCGAGCGCGGGCCGCAGGGGCUCUUCCAAGGGGGGAAGGGGGGCCGGGGCAAGGCGGGCAGGGCUGGGAAAGUGUGGGGACGACAGCAGGAUGAGGGGAAGGGGGAGGAGGGUGAGGAGGAGGGUGAGGAGGAGGGGGAGGAGGAGGGGGGAGAGAGCAGCGAGGAGGGCGAGGGCGUGGAUGCGGAGAGGCUGAGGGAGUACGAGAAGGCCAAGCUCAGGUACUACUACGCGGUGGUGGAGUGCGACAGCGCGGGCACGGCGGCGCAUCUGUAUGCGGAGUGCGACGGCAUGGAGUUUGAGAGCAGCGCUAACCAGCUCGACCUGCGUUUCAUCCCCGACACCAUGGACUUUGCCCUCAGGCACCCCAGGGACUCCUGCUCUGAGGUGCCAGCGGACUACGAGGCGCCGGUGUUCUCAACGCGUGUGCUGCAGCACAGCACCGUGAAGCUCACCUGGGACGAGGACGAACCCACCCGCAUCAGAGCGCUGCGCCGCAAGUUCGCCUCCGACCAGGUGGCAGAGCUCGACUUCCGGGACUACCUCGCGUCGUCGUCAGGGGAGGAGGGCGAGGAGGAGGAGGAGGCGGAAGGGAAGGGGGAUGAGCAGGAAGAGGAAGAGGAGGUUAGAAGGGAGAACUGUAGUAGGAAGGAGCAGAAGAAGAAAGGGCGAGCCGGAGGCACACGAGAGAAGCUGAGGAGCCUCUUGAAGGGGCUGGCUGGGGAUGGCAGGGGAAGGGCAAGGGCAAGAAGGCGAAGGCAGGGGGGGUCAGGGGUGAGGAGUCGGAUGGGGGAGCGUCAGAGUCGUCGUCGGGCGACGCAGAGAUGGAGGUGACGUUCGCCACGGGCCUCAGCGCUCUCAACGAGAAACUCGCUCGGCGCCGCAGCGAGCAGCAGCGCGCCGCCAGCGAGACGGUGUUU
This is a messenger RNA of Closterium sp. NIES-67, 1994 nucleotides long. The record is from the annotation of a GenBank genome assembly. NCBI's taxonomy places the organism in Eukaryota, Viridiplantae, Streptophyta, Zygnematophyceae, Desmidiales, Closteriaceae.